UGUAGGUGAGCUGCUCUGGAAUUAUCACAACAUUGAUUACAAAAAAUAUUGUCACUUUUAAACAUAUGCUUCCUCUAAUAAUAGGUUAACUGAAACGAAGGUAUUCAUCUUUGAUUCUUCACACAGAUUUAAAUUACAAUGUUGAAAGUUAUGCUUCAGAUUACUGUUCUGAGAAAUUCUACCUCGAUUGAGGUGCUGAGAUAGAACUUCCCUUCGGCUUUCCGUACUUGGUAAUGACGCCCGUUUUUACUUUGCGGAAGUUUGUGUUUCGCUGUCAAGUUAUUUAAAGCUAGUUUGGGCUGCUUUAGAUCACAGAACCUUAUUCCUUCACCUACACAUUAAUAAUCAACAGAUGGUAAACCAUGGAUCUCAGUCCGGAAGCAAUACAGAAGAUACUGUCAAGGUACAAGUUUCGUGAUGUUGCUAUUGAGGAGCUGCAGAAAGUUCACCAGAUUCAUCCCGCGAUGAAACCAGUAGCUGGCACAUACACUUUCAGUGACGGCACCCAAAAAGAUCUGCUGAAGUUGAUUGGCAACAUACCGGUGAAAUAUGAAGGCCGUUCAUACAACCUGCCCAUCCUGCUGUGGCUGAUGGACUCCUUCCCCUUCACCCCCCCUAUCUGCUUGCUGAGGCCUACCACCAACAUGGUCAUCAGGGAGGGGAAACACGUGGACGCCAGAGGACGCAUCUACCUCCCCAGCCUCCACAACUGGGACCAUCCCAAGUCGUCUGUAGUAGGUCUCCUGGCUGAGAUGAUCUCCCAGUUUGAGGAGGAGCCUCCGCUGGGCACCAAGUCCACAGGAGACAACAGAGACCCCAAUGAGCUGCUGGCCUUCGUUUCCAACCUGAAGAUCAAUGAAGGUGGAGUACAGCAUCACGAUCAUUUAAUCAACAAAGUCACAGUCAUUGGGGGCGGAGACUUGGGAAUGGCAUCAGUGAUGAGCAUUUUGGCAAAAGGUAAAGUGGAUAGACUAGUCUUCAUUGACGUAGCCGAGAGCUCCACCAAAGGUGGUAGCAUGGAUCUAGAGAUUUUCAACUUACCAAAGGUGGAGGUAUCUAAAGAUACUUCACUUUUGUUGAAGAACCGUUUGUUUUCCAAUGAUAGACCUGUCGCGUCUGCCGACUCCAGUGUGAUCGUGGUGACGGCGAACGCGUGGAGCAACGAGCAGUCGUACGUGAGCGUGGUCCAGACCAACGUGGACAUGUACCGGGGCAUUAUCCCAGGCCUGGUCCGCCUUAGCCCCAACGCUGUGCUGCUCAUUGCCUCGCAGCCAGUGGACAUCAUGACUCACGUGGCGUGGAGACAGAGCGGCCUGCCACCAUCCAGGGUGAUCGGGGCGGGGUGUAACCUGGACUCUGAACGUCUCUGUCACGUCCUGGACAUCAGUCUCAACACACACAAACAGGCCUGGGUCAUAGGAGAACUCUCAGACAACAAGGUCCCUGUGUUGAGUAACAUUUUGAUGGGGGCUAGUUACCAACAUCCAGAGAUUGCACCCAGAUCCAAAGCGACCAAACCUCUGUUAGACAGGGCGUUUGAGAUGCUGAAGGGCCGUGGCCAACGCUCGUGGUCCGUGGGUCUGUCUAUCGCUGACAUCAGUCACAGUAUCCUGGUGGACCAGAGGAAGACUCACUCGGUCUCCACACUGGCACAGGGCUGGGGCGGUAUCGGUGCGGAGGUGUUCCUCAGCCUACCCUGUGUCCUGGGGGUGUCGGGUUCAACCCGUCUAGCAGGCGUGUCCCUGGGACAGGAAGAGGACGCCAGACUGAGGGAGAGUGUCACGUCGCUCUGUGCCCUCCUCUCACAGCUCAGGAUAUGAUGCCCUGCCCCGGGCAGCACACACAGCCAAUCAAUCUGACUGACGAGGCCGUCAGCCGAUCAGCAUGGAUGAGCGUUCUUCAGUCCUUGGCCCUGUUUCCUAAAAGCAUCUUAAGGCUAGGUUAAUCUUAGAACAAUAGGAUCCUAUGGUUCUAAGCCUUAAGAUGCUUUUGGGAAACCAGGUCUUAGACCUGGAAGGCAGUAGGGUGGGCAGGUUUUUUCCCCAGCCCUGUACUAAUUCAUCGGAUUCAGCUAAUCUACUAAUUGUCAAGCUUUUGUUUAGUGGAAUCUGUUGUUAGUGCUGGGUUGGAACCUUAGCAUGCACACACUGGCAUAGAUGACGAGAAAGGGUAAAGUUCAAGUGAUGAAGGAUUUUACUUUUUCGUAGUUUUCCAAAAUAAAAUGUAAUCUGGUUGAAUGGUGAGGGUAACUGUUCAUUAUUUAUGAAGAAAAUUGUAUGCAAAGGAAUCUGAAAGAUGUCUUUUACAUAUUUAACAUCUUAUUUACGUAUGCCUAUCAUUCCUGGACUUUUUAGAGAAGGAAACAAAAAUCUAAAUCUUAAUUUACCAAAUAUUGACUUGGUGUCAUUACUAUUACGUUGUUAUGCACAUUUGUACAGUGCUCUUCUUUGCACUCCACAUCCCCUAACCACAGUAAAGGUGUGGCUUGUUGUUGAAAUAUAUGCCGUGUUCUUUAGGCACCAAACGGAACAUGGAGGGACUACCUGGACUUGUCCAAUGUUUGACUUUUCCGAUUGCGUGCCGUAAUGAACAUGACCUAAGCUUAAUGGCCUUACGCUGUUUUUCACCAUGUUAAAUGGCUUUAUAAAGUGCCUUCUGUUUAAUAUGCCUUGCUGAACUACUUUCCUUUAACAAUGUGCUAAACUACCUGCUGUGUGUGUUAAGAAACUUUGAAACCUGGUGUUGUACAUACACACUAACUGCUGGAGAUUAAAUACUAAAGUAAAGAUUUGUAUGUUUAUUAACCCUUUAACUGUCUCUUUGAAUGUAAUUGUAAAAAAUAUUUCACCUUAAAGGUCAUUAAUAACAACUCAUAAGAACUUCUUAUCUGUUUUUUACUGAGUUUAAUUUGGAAAUUACAGGGCUCUACCAGGCAGUUGAGAAGUCAAUGCCACAUCAGAAUGACAAUUUGCAUAGCAUUUUAGUAAUCUAGAACAUACUAAAAAUUACUUUAGGUCUACUUCAAAUGGCUUUCAUAGGUAGGUAAGCGUUAAAUGAGGACUGAUGUCGAAUUUCAGCAAAUUAUGAUAAUUGUAUCAACAUUAAUAUUCAUGUGUUUUCAGGUGGUGUAUAGUGCAAUCUCCCCUAAAUUGGUUUUCUUCAAUUUCAAAUGAUUUAGGUUCUUACAUGUUUCUCACCUUCAGACUACAUGUAAGGGAUAAUCAACGAGGAGCUAUGAGUUCUCUGGAAAAUAAUGAAAUACGUGAAGGAGUUACAUUAUUUUCCAUAGAACGCAUAAAGUCCCGAGAUGAUUAUGCCUUUUAUACCAUGGCUAUAACUUAACACAUUUACCGCUAGAAAUGUUCAUUUGCAGGUAGAAAUGUUCAACAUCCACAUAAUGAACAAAAAUAUAAAUAACAUAUGAAGUGUUCCCUUGUUUCAUGAGAUGAAAUAAGAUCCCAGAAAUGUUCCACAUGCACAAAAAGCUUUCUCUUAAAAUUUGUUUAUAUCCUUGUCAGUGAGCAUUUCUCCUUUGCCAAGAUUAUUCAUACACCUGACAGGUGUGGCAUAUAAAGAAGCUGAUUAAACGGCAUGAUCAUCGCACCUUGUGCUGUAGACACACUAAAAUGUGCAGUUUUGUCACAACACAAUGCCACAGAUGUCUGAAGUUUUGAGGGAGCGUGCAAUUGGCAUGCUGACUGCAGGAAUGUACACCAGAGCAUGUAAUGUUAAUUUCUCUCAUGUGCACUCUCUCUAAAUCCCCAUCUUGUGUAACACGUGUCAUAUCGUGUUGGUCCGCUAGGGACCUGUUUCAUUGUACUAAGUUCUAAUCAAUAGCCUAGACUGUGUUUAUGUAUGUUAUCAUUUAGCUUGUUGGUAAAUAAAUAAUUAACUCAAUUGGUCUGGUACAGAAUGAUUUAGUGAGACCUGGGUUUGUGCAGAUUAACGAAUUAUCCGACGUAGAGGAAAUUAAUUAGUGACUGCUGUAAAAUCAAUAUUCUGAUUGUGUUAAUUUGGGAAACGGAAACUCAUUAAACAAACUUUUCCCUUGGUG
This is a messenger RNA of Salmo salar (Atlantic salmon), 4054 nucleotides long. NCBI's taxonomy places the organism in Eukaryota, Metazoa, Chordata, Actinopteri, Salmoniformes, Salmonidae. The record is from RefSeq and is a predicted model, not a curated record.